Messenger RNA from Adineta ricciae, 1284 nucleotides. The record is from the annotation of a GenBank genome assembly. NCBI's taxonomy places the organism in Eukaryota, Metazoa, Rotifera, Eurotatoria, Adinetida, Adinetidae.
AUGUAUAUGACACGCAUUAAACGAAAAGAUAGUAUUAUUUUUCUUCACAUGCCCAAUCGACUAACGAUUCAAAGAGUGUCUCCUGCUUACGUUGCUCGAGCGUUAGCAUCGCAAUCACGCGGUACCUAUCUUCUACGAUAUCAAACAUCGAAUGAUGAAAUUAUCUCAUCGAUCCAAUUGAAGAAAUCAACCACGACAGCGUUAUCGAAAGAUUCCUAUGUUGUUUUAUCCGUUCGUGUCGAUGAAGCUAAAUAUCAGUGUGCAGUGAUGAAUUAUCGCUUGUCGUACACGGAAGCCGAUGACUCGAAACUGCGCAGCAAACUAUUGAAACAGUAUAAAUGUCAAGUUAACCUUCGAGAGAAAGUGACGAAAUUAACAAAUGAAUUGAUCUUACCAAAAGAGAAUGAAAACUGGACGUUAGAUCCAAAGGAAAUUACCGGAUUGGAUUUCACGGAAGGUCAUUUUGGCGGCCGACAUCAUGCCGGUGCAUCACGAGGUUUUUGGAAAAAAUCGCGGCAAGAAAGUGUGAAUAUCUUUGUCAAACGUAUGAAAAAGAAGAACGAGCAUUUUCAAAAUGAGCUAAACGUCUUGAAAGAUCUCUGUUUCUUUUCUAUUACAACAUUGUAUGGCCAUUACACGGACAACACUUACGAUUAUUUGGUAUUUGCAGAUAAUGGAAAUUCUUUAAUCUCACUCUGUCCCAUCAUUGGCAGCACAGUCAGAUCGCGAAUGCGUCGUGUUGUUAAUAUCGGCUUUCAAAUAGCCAACGCAAUGAUGUAUUUGGAGAAGAAACAGAUUGUGCAUCGUGAUUUAACAGCUAGCAACGUUCUUGUCGAUUCCCAUGGGUUUAUUCGUAUUGCCGACUUCGGACAUGCGAUACAGAAAAUCGAUGGACACAAUUAUCUGGUAUCAUCGUGUGCAAAAGACGGCCGAUGGAAUUUUCAACCUCGUUUUCUCGCUCCAGAAUGUAUUACCAGACGACGUGGAUCGUCGUCAGACCAAAAUUACGGAUGUUUUUCAUCCAAAAGUGAUGUUUGGUCAUUUGGUCUUCUCAUGGUUCAAUUGAUACUAGAUAGACCUUGUGUACCUUAUCCUAACAUCGCCAACGACGAAGAUGUACCACGCUAUAUUGGUGUCGAACGGAAAGUUCAUCUUCAGCCGCCCAAUUGUGACUUUGAUCUAUACUGUGUUCUUCAGCAGUGUUGGAUAUAUGAACCCAUCCGUCGUAUAUCCUUUUGUGACCUUCGAGAGAAAAUGAUGAAACUAGCGUAUAUCUUCAAUUAG